Salvelinus fontinalis (brook trout) is the source of this 2114-nucleotide messenger RNA. Its product is annotated as mucin-2-like. The transcript has 4 exons. The coding region runs from base 80 to 1090 and encodes 336 amino acids. Lineage: Eukaryota; Metazoa; Chordata; Actinopteri; Salmoniformes; Salmonidae. The record is from RefSeq and is a predicted model, not a curated record.
CAAAAAAAUUAAACAGACACUGAAAUAAAGACGUUUGUUUGUGUUGUUAACGAACCCUUCUCUACUGCCCACAUUCACAAUGCUUUAUUUUAUUCUCUUUGUUGGGACGUUCGCCCUGUCCUCCGGGCAAUUCACGACUAGCCCAUCGUUUAGAACAUCAACCACAAGUUCCAUAACCUUAAUUGCUAUCCCAUCAACAACAACACCUACAACCACACCUGGUGUCUUCGAGGGUUCAACAACACCCACAGCUGACGGUUCAACAACACCCACAGCUGGUGUCUUUGAGGGUACAACAACACCUACAACCACAGCUGGUGUCUUCGAGGGUUCAACAACACCCACAGCUGACGGUUCAACAACACCCACAGCUGACGGUUCAACAACACCCACCGCUGGUGUCUCAGAGGGUUCAACAACACCCACAGCUGGUGUCUUCGAGGGUUCAACAACACCUACAAUCACAACUGGUGUCUUCGAGGAUUCAACACCCACAGCCGUCCAACCAACAACAACAAUGAUUCCUACAGCAAGCCUGACCACGUUUGCACAUGGAGCGGUGAAUUUAUCCAGCUAUGAAUAUCUGGAUAGCGAUGCACUCGUUUCAAACAUUGAGGAGUUCUUGAAGCAAAUAAGCAAUAAUGCCCUUGGACCUCUGAAGAUAACAGUGAAACGUUUCACACAAUGUAGCGGCGCCCAGUGUAGGGACCAGCAACCCUCUACUACCCCUCAACCCUCUACUACCCCUCAAACCUCCACUGGCCCUCAACCCUAUACUACCCCUCAACCCUACACUGGCCCUCAACCCUCCCCUGACACUCAACCCUCCCCUGACACUCAACCCUCUACUACCCCUCAAACCUCCACUCUCCCUCAAUCCUUCCCUGACACUCAACCCUCUACCAACCCUCAAAUCUCCACUCUCCCUCAAUCCUUCCCUGACACUCAACCCUCUACCAACCCUCAAACCUCCACUACCCCUCAAUUCUUCCCUGACACUCAACCCUCUACUACCCCUCAACUCAUCCCUGACACAACCUCGGCUGGCCCUCAACCCACAUUUGAAAUAGAUACCAUUCCGGUUUCAUAAUCACCACUGAUUCAUCAGACAUCUGUAUAGCCUACUUGUUGAUUGUUAACUUGUCAAUAAUUUGAAAUGGAGUUGGAUAAAUUGAAAUGUAGGUACAUAAAUAUAUGUCAUACAAGUUCAUACUCUAACUUUGAAGGAAUAGCUAUGAUUUUUAAAAGUGAGUGAUAUUGGUAACACUUCCCAUUGAGGUAUCCUUUAAGUGAGUUGUAAAAGGUAUAUGAAUACUUCAACAUCAACCGUAUUGACUGGGAUUAGGUUUUGUAUUUUACUGUAUGACAGGGACUGGUAGAUAUUGUAAUCAACAAGUUUAAAUCAAUAUGUGGAAGUAUCUCCAUUGACCCUGAACUUGGAUGUAGUAAAUAAAAGACUCUGCUUUGUGAAGAUUUAAACCGCUUUUUCUAUAAAGUAUGGCAGACUAUUUAGAAAUGUUUUUAUUUUUUAGUAAAAAAUUGUUUUGCUUUUUUAUUAUGUUAAUUUCAUUACUUUUUAAGAUGUAUUCUUUGUGUUGUUUGCUUUUGUUAGGUUGGGCCACUCUCAAUCAAACCUGUUUUCAACCCCAUUGUUAUUUAUUGAACCUUUAUUUAACUAGGCAAGUCAGUUAAGAACAAAUUCUUAUUUACAAUGACAGCCUACCCCGGCCAAAUCCGGACGACACUCUGCCAAUUGUGCGCCACCCUAUGGGACUCCCAAUCACAGCUGGAUGUGAUACAGGCCUGGAAUCAAAUCAGGGUCUGCAGUGACACCUCUUGCAUUGAGCUGCAGUGUCUUAGACCGCUGCGCCACUCAGGAGCCCAAUUGUUUUAUGUUAGGUUGUGCCCCUCUUAAUCAAUCCUUUUUAUUUCCAUCUCAUUGUGGUAUGUUAGGUUGUGAUCCUCUCAAUCAAACCUGUUUUUCAACCCCAUUGUGGUAUGUUAGGUUGGGUCCCUCUCAAUCAAACCUGUUUCAAGGCGUUUCUAGGUUCAGACAAAACAACUUCCUUCUUGUGCUCAUUUGGAAUCAUUGAUUAAAAAUAACAUGCCAAAUC